UAAUUGUAUAAAGAGUCGCGUCCCCGUAGUUCGCGUUCCAUUCUGUCUUCGUCUUGGUUGCAGCUUCUGUUUCGAGCUUCUCAAAGAUGAAGGUGGUCGCUGCAUAUCUGUUGGCCGUACUCGGUGGCAACACCAGCCCCGGACUCGAUGAUGUGAAGGAUAUUCUUAAUUCAGUCGGGGCUGAGGUCGAUGUGGACAGUAUUAACUCGCUAUUAACCCAAGUGAAAGGAAAAGAUAUCACCGAGUUGAUAGCUUCCGGACGGGAGAAAUUGGCGUCAGUGCCGUCUGGUGGCGGGGCAGUCGCCGUCGCCGCCCCUGCCGGUGCUGCCGGUGGUGGUGGUGCAGCACCAGCCGCAGCCGAGAAGAAAGAGGAGAAGGUCGAGGAGAAAGAAGAAUCCGACGAUGACAUGGGUUUCAGCCUCUUCGAUUAAGCAACUCUUUUGUUGACGUUAUCAGUUAGUGCUUUAGUUUACUUUCGUUCAAGCUUCCGAGCUGUGUAGCUUGGUAGGUGUUUUUCACUUUAACUUCAUUAGUACUCACAAAUUUUGAUAGAUGAAAGUGCAAUUUUCAGUUUGAACUUCUCAGCGACAACUGUCAUUUGACUUGCGUGAUUUAUGAUUCCCGUCUCAUUUCAAUAUGCAUGAUUAAUUUAGAGUA
Messenger RNA from Cucurbita pepo subsp. pepo (vegetable marrow), 657 nucleotides. Its product is annotated as large ribosomal subunit protein P2B. Lineage: Eukaryota; Viridiplantae; Streptophyta; Magnoliopsida; Cucurbitales; Cucurbitaceae. Gene Ontology annotation, biological process: cytoplasmic translational elongation. The record is from RefSeq and is a predicted model, not a curated record. Gene Ontology annotation, molecular function: structural constituent of ribosome. Gene Ontology annotation, cellular component: cytosolic large ribosomal subunit; ribosome.